AUGACGACGAACCACAUGUGGACCUUCGCCGAGUGCGCUCGCAUGCGCCAGAUCAUCGCGACCGACUACCCCUUCCCCAAAUACCUCGACUUCGACGAGGUCGCGCGCAAACUCAAUCAGGAGUUCCCCUCCAACGUUCCUUUUGCCGAGGCAAUGUGCUACACGAUGAACUGGGCUAUCGAACAUGGCCACUCGCAGUUCUCGCAGAGGCUUGGAUUCGACGAUGGAGGGGAGAAGUACCUCAAGUUCAUCACGGAGGAGAAGAGGAAGUCGAAUGAGCGCUACGCCGAGAAGCGCGCGAGGGAUACGGAAACACCGCGCCGCCGCAAAUGGAGCGAAGAAGAGAUUGACUAUGUCGUCGAACUCGGGUUUGCGCGCAAGGAGAGGAAGUUGACCUGGGCUGGGGUUGCCUCGCUUGUGAAGGAGAAGUAUGGUUUUGAAUGCACGCUUAGCAUGGCGAACAACAUCUUCUACACCUACUCAAACGUCUCGCCUUACAAGGAGAAGUACGGCAAGAAGGCGGCAUUCAAGUACAAAAACAAGUGGAAGAACGAGGAGGGGCAGAAGGGCCACCCGAAGAAGCGUAUGAGGAGGGAGGAACCCGCCGAGACGCCUGUCGAGCCUUCUGGCGAGGGAGAGACGACUGCCGCUGCUGCCGCCGUCGAGCAGAGCGACGAGGAGGUCGACCAGCUUGCAUCGGACGAGGAGGAGGACUACCCGCAGCUUGCCGAGCAGGAGCAGGGACUUGAGCAGGACGAGGAGGAGGAGAUUGACGAGCUUGACGAGGAGUGA
Messenger RNA from Rhodotorula toruloides NP11, 792 nucleotides. RefSeq lists its product as uncharacterized. Bases 1 to 792 code for a protein of 263 amino acids. NCBI's taxonomy places the organism in Eukaryota, Fungi, Basidiomycota, Microbotryomycetes, Sporidiobolales, Sporidiobolaceae. The record is from RefSeq and is a predicted model, not a curated record. The transcript has 7 exons.